Messenger RNA from Manduca sexta (tobacco hornworm), 1089 nucleotides. Its product is annotated as elongation of very long chain fatty acids protein AAEL008004. Lineage: Eukaryota; Metazoa; Arthropoda; Insecta; Lepidoptera; Sphingidae. Gene Ontology annotation, cellular component: endoplasmic reticulum membrane. Gene Ontology annotation, molecular function: fatty acid elongase activity. The coding region runs from base 200 to 1003 and encodes 267 amino acids. The transcript has 7 exons. The record is from RefSeq and is a predicted model, not a curated record. Gene Ontology annotation, biological process: fatty acid elongation, polyunsaturated fatty acid; sphingolipid biosynthetic process; fatty acid elongation, saturated fatty acid.
ACGUGUUGUUUAAUCUUAUGUUUAAUCUUUUCGAACUGUCAUUCUUUGAUGGACCAAUAUGUCGUAAUAUGUGAAUUAAUUAUUUAAUCGGCCAAAAAUAGCAAACAUCCUAAAUAUAUAGAUGUGAUUUCAAUGACAUCUAUCACAGGGUUCAAACUGAAUUUUACAAAUAUAAGCAGAAAGCUGAGCUCGUACCAAGAUGGGCACUUUAAUAAAUAACAUAACAAAUUAUUAUACCUACCUUAAUGAGAACUUGGCGGACCCCCGGACGAACACUUUCCCGCUGGUUUCCAGUCCAAUCCCGAUCAUCGUCAUAAUGUACGUGUAUCACCGAUUCGUCAAGUCUUGGGGUCCCGCUUUCAUGGCCAAUCGGCAGCCAUACGACUUGAAAAAACUGAUUAUAGUAUACAACCUCGUGCAGAUAUAUUUGUCCUUGUAUAUAACUCUUGAGUGUGUGAACAAACUGUACAUAACGGGUUAUUACAGUUUAUGGUGUCAAAAAAUGAUUUACGAGGACACACCAUUAGAAAGAGUGGUAGUUGGCAAAGUCUGGCUCUACUACAUGAUCAAGAUAAUUGAUUUGAUGGACACGGUAUUCUUCGUAUUACGAAAGAAAUUUUCUCAGGUGUCAUUCUUACAUGUUUACCAUCACUUAGGGAUGUGUUUACUUGGUUUCGUGGGAACUAAAUAUGUACCAGGCGGGCACGGUGUGAUGCUAGGCUUCAUCAACUCGAUAGUCCACGCGGUGAUGUACAGCUACUACCUGAUCUCGAUAGUGCGGCCGCAGUGGGUCCGCCAGUGGUGGAAGAAAUACAUCACACAGCUACAGAUCCUGCAGUUCCUGCUUCUGAUCCUGCACUUCGGGCACGUGUUGUUCGAGCCGUCUUGCGAAUAUCCGAAAUGGGUUUCCUUCGUGUUCCUACCACACAACAUAUUCAUUUUAUUCUUAUUCUCAGACUUUUAUAUCAAAGAAUAUAUUCUAAAGAAAAAUAAGAGAAUAUAGAUAUAUUGUGAAUAUUAUUUUUAAAGACUUUAUUAUAUUAUACCUAAGCUUUAUGUAUCUAACUAAAUUGGUUUCAUUUGUUCAUU